This is a messenger RNA of Pleurotus ostreatus (oyster mushroom), 4554 nucleotides long. RefSeq lists its product as uncharacterized. Lineage: Eukaryota; Fungi; Basidiomycota; Agaricomycetes; Agaricales; Pleurotaceae. The transcript is spliced from 21 exons. The coding region runs from base 1 to 4554 and encodes 1517 amino acids. Gene Ontology annotation, molecular function: ABC-type transporter activity; serine-type carboxypeptidase activity; ATP hydrolysis activity. The record is from RefSeq and is a predicted model, not a curated record. Gene Ontology annotation, cellular component: membrane. Gene Ontology annotation, biological process: proteolysis.
AUGCUGGUUCUCUUAAUUUCCACCGUUCUCGUUGCAUCGCUUCCAAGACUCGUACAGGGGCAGACUUGCGAAAACUAUGGAUUCAUCAAUGGCUCGAGCUGCGCGUGUCCGACGGGCUUUGGAGGCUCGGAUUGCGCGCAACCGGCAUGCGGUGGGGACUUGUUCCAAGGCUCGAGAAGGCCCGUAGCUUCGCCCCAGCCGGGGUCGUCGUUCGCCAACCUUACCACUGUUGGAUGCUCCUGUGAGAGCGGGUGGACUGGCACGACGUGCAGCGUUUGCCAGACUUCCGAUGCCUGCUUGACCGCCUUCAAUGCGGCGACUGGAUCAUCCAAUGCGAUACCAGGGAUGACUGGCCUCAACAAUACGAUGGUAUGCAGCAACUCGGCGAGGGUAUGGGCUGCUGGACAGAUGAGUUGUCAAGUAAAUAACCCUACGCUCCAAGCUAUCUACCCUUUAACCUCGACUCUGAACAUCAUUCGCACUCUCCAACCCGACCUCUCCCCUCAGCCGAAUGUAUCCUCAUUUGGCGGCGCUGGCUCGCUUUAUGCCCAGCUAUUCUAUGCCGGGGUUGAGCAGUUCUAUUGCCGAGCAGAUUCCUGUGCUCAAGAGCUAGACGGCGAGGGCGCGAUGUGGACGUGCCAAAAUCUGCAAUGCACUUGCCGCCCAAAUACUUCCUUCUGCGGUGCUGUCCCAGCAACGAAUUUGACGGCUGUGAUCAAUGACCUUGGCGGCACGCUUACUGUCUCAUGUGCUCCUCCCAGCAGCGAUACGCGUGCGACUAGUUGUUCCUUCGGCCAAUCGACGCUGCAGGCACUUUUUGGUUCCGGCGGGUUACCCUUGGAUGGCUGUACCUUCGGCGAAUGCGUGCGACAAAGCGUGAUCGAUACCAACGGCAAUUCCACUUCCAUCUCAGCGGUCCACGGAGGGUCCCAGCUUAGCGGUGGCGUCAUCGCAGGGCUUGCCGUAGUUGGGGGACUCCUGUUUUUAGCCCUCUCGUUGUUGGCCCUGGGUUUUUGGAAGCAGAGAUUAGCCAAGCUCUGCGGCCCCAAGAACAUAAGCGUCGGAGGCAUCGCCGUCGAAUGGGAUGAUGUGAGCUACACCAUCUCCCCGACUAGCCAAUUCUUGGGUAAAAUAUUCCAUCAAUCGGAACACGAUGACAAGGUCGUCCUUGAUUCUGUUAGUGGGAGGGUCCUUCCGGGGCAGAUGAUGGCGAUUCUGGGGCCAAGUGGUGCUGGCAAGACAACCCUCGUCGAGAUACUUGCCGGGAAAAACAAAUCGGGCGUUAUGUCCGGUACGGUCUCUUUCCCCGUCGUCUCUUCAUCCGAUCGGACGACACCUCGUAUCGGAUUUGUUCCACAGCAAGAUAUUCUCCCGCCGACCUUGACAGUUUACGAAGCACUGCUAUUUGGCGCUCGACUCCGCCUUCCCGAGAGUGUACCAGAAUGGGAGAAGCGCGAAAGAAUCGAGCGUAUCCUAGCGAAACUUGGAAUCGAAAACAUCAGGAACUCACGGAUUGGGCAUGGUGCAGAAGCAGGAGGUGGUAAAGCUAGAGGAAUUAGUGGGGGGGAAAUGAGGAGAGUUAGCAUUGGCCUCGAGCUUAUAGCCAGUCCCGACAUCCUUAUUCUCGACGAACCUACCUCCGGUCUGGAUUCAGUAUCUGCUGCUAAAGUUGCUAAUGCUCUUCACGCUAUCGCUCACGACCCCGAGCAUCCCACCGCCGUUUUGGCAUCCAUUCAUCAACCUAGUUCUAAGCUGUACCAGACCUUUGAUUCUAUCCUUCUCCUAUCGUACGGUCGGGCCCUAUACUCGGGUCCAGGUCGUUCUGCCCCCGCGACGCACUUCGCCUCUCACGCUGCUACCUUGAACGUUCCCACAUGCCCACCGGAUUACAACACCGCCGACUACCUUCUCGAAGUUGCCAGUGAUCCCCCAGUGGGACUUUUCCAGGUUAACAAUACACAGUCAAUCAUCUCCCAAAUCCAGAGCAUUGGGGAUGAUGCAGGCGGGAUGCGCCCGUUGCUAGAUCCGCAACAGUCAACAACUCCAGUGAACGAGAAGACACAUUACACGGACGUCGUUACUGAACGAACGAAACCCGUUCAUCGACCUACUUCUCAUGGUAUCGCCAGAAGUACGAGAGGGUGGCGCAGUGGCCUUCAAAGCCCGCAAUACGCGACAACAUUCUUGACUCAGCUAGAAAUCCUAUGCGGCCGCGAGAUGAAGAUUUUACGCAGAGAUUAUACUUUGUUUUUCACCCAUAUAGCCGUAGCAUCGGUGCUCGGUGUGUUCUGCGGUGGCCUUUACUUUCAAACCGGCAUUACCAUUGCUGGAUUCCAGUCUCGAGUUGGCUGUCUCUUUUUCUUGGGCGCACUAAUCGCUUUCUCUUCCUUGAGCGCCUUGUAUAAUGUCGUAGAGACCAGGCCACUCUUCUUGCGCGAGCGCUCGAGCUCCUACUAUAGCCCUUCUGCGUGGCUCCUCUCCCGGUUCCUGUUUGACGUCAUUCCUUUGCGUAUAAUACCUACUAUCAUUGUAUCAACUAUCACAUACUGGAUGGCAGGACUUGCUCCCGAUGCUGAACAUUUCUUCAAAUUCCUGUUUAUCCUAGUCCUCUAUACUUUGGCGAUGACACUAUAUAAUUUCCUCCUUGGAACUCUAUUCCGUAAUGGAGGCAUCGCCAUACUUUUAUCUGCGCUUUCUGCGCUGUACCAGAUGACGUUCGCAGGCUUCUUCGUCCAUCUCAACGACAUACCCCCGGUCCUACGGUGGCUUCAAUGGCUCUGCCCGUUGAAAUACACAUUGGAAGCCUUGUCAGUCAACGAAGUUGGUGCGGGAUUGAUGAUUCAGGAUACCCUCGAGGGCGUCCCUGUCAAUGUCUCAGCAAGUCUGAUCAUGAACAUGCUCUUCGGAUUUGGGUCGAACAAUUAUUAUCGAGAUGUCCUGGUCUUGUUUGGUUUCAUCGCGGGUUUUGGCGUCGGGGUAAUUGCAGUGGUGUGGAUCAAGGAUGCUGAAGCGGCUAUUCAUUUGGUUCCCCAUAUUUGGGAACAGACCUCCCGUUCAAGGGAUAUUAACUCUCUUGCGGACGCGUCAUCGCAGGUAACAGCUUCAGUCUUGGCUGGGAAACAUGAGUUGGAGAAAUGGACGCAUGCCGGAAAGGAAUAUAUCAAACAGAGUGGCCUUCUAUACGAACUUGUUUCGCACCCGAAGUUCGACGACUAUCAGCUACGCGUGACCAAGCCCAAGCUUUGCGAUCCUUCGGUCCAACAAUAUUCGGGCUACCUUGACAUUGCUGAAGAGAAGCAUCUCUUCUUCUGGUUCUUCGAAGCGCGUAAUUCUCCAAAGACGGCACCACUUAUCUUAUGGCUGAACGGAGGUCCCGGAUGUAGCUCAUCAACUGGGCUGCUAUUUGAAUUAGGGCCAUGUUCGAUCGCCGACUCUGGUCGCAACACGACCCACAACCCCAACAGCUGGAACACCGACGCCAACAUCAUCUUCCUCGAUCAACCAGUCAACGUUGGCUUCUCCUAUACCGACGAUGGGUCCAAGGUGAACAACAGCCCUGCAGCUGGAAAGGACGUCUAUGCCUUCCUUGAGUUAUUCUUGCACCAGUUCCCGGGGUAUGCGAAUCUGCCAUUCCAUCUUGCCGCGGAAAGCUAUGGCGGCACGUAUGCCCCAAAUAUUGCUAGGGUAAUCCACGAACAGAAUAAGCAGCUCAGUCACGUGCGUGUCAAUGAGGGUGUGCGGCGGAUCAAUCUUGCAUCGAUUAUCCUAGCGAACGGCCUCACGGACCCGUAUACUCAGAUGGGUUCUGUCGCGGACUACCUGUGCGACGGGCCAUAUCCUGUGUACAGCGAUGCCAAUGGGCCUGAAUGCCAGUCUCUCCGAUCGAAGAUCCCAACCUGUCAACGUCUUAUCAAGAGCUGCUACCAGUUCAAUUCGAGGUUCACCUGUGUCCCUGCUCAAUUAUACUGCAACACGCAGCUCUUCGCUCCGUUCAUGCAACUCGGUCUAAAUCCCUAUGACGUUCGUGUCCCAUGUGAUCGUUCCAAGGAUGGUCAGCUUUGCUACAAGCAGAUGAAUUGGAUCGAAACAUACAUGAACGAUCCUGCGCACAAGGUCGAACUAGGUGUCAACCCUUCACUCCAGUUCGAGUCAUGCAACAUGGAAGUCAACCAGGCGUUCACUGGGCAGGGCGAUGGCAUGCACAACAGUGCUCUCCUCUUGACCGAUCUUGUCAAUGACGGAGUAAGACUCCUUGUAUACGCGGGCAAUGCUGACGCCAUGUGUAACUUCAUCGGGAACGAACGGUGGGUCGAACUACUGGAUAGUAAAUUCAACGGCGAGUUUGUCGCCGCGAAACCGUUGCCCUGGAUUGCAAAGGCUACCGGAAAACAGGCCGGUCAAGUGAGGAGUGCUGGUGGCUCCGGCUUCACUGCAGGCAACGUAACCUUCGUGACCGUAUUUGAAGCUGGGCAUAUGGUGCCUUAUGAUCAAGCUGAAGCUGCCCUGGAUUUGAUUACUCGCUGGACGGCGAACGUUCCAUUGAGUCUUCAUUAA